ACAGCACACUAGCACGCAUCGGUCGCUAUUCACCUCACGCACACAACAACAAACAGCCGUCAUCUACGAGUCUUACGACACACAUACACAACAUCCCGACCGGUGCGUUGUGAGGUCGUGCGGCCGCGUCGCUCGUAUUGACUAGCGAGCUGGCAACAGUGCCCAGCUAUUUUUAGUAUGAAGUCUGUCGUGUCGAUCGCAUCACGUAUACUUGUUUUUAAAUAAUAAUUCCUGUGAUUAUAAAGCUAAAACUGUUUGUGAAAAUGGACUGACCAUAUUUACGUUUUGUGUGAAUUAAAUGACAGUUGAAAUUGUCAAAAGUGUAAGCGACUCUUCCAGCUGUGCGCCCGUACAUAACUUUAGUUAUAAUAGUUUGAUAAACUUUAUAAUGGAUAAUUCGGUUUAUUUUAUCGAACAAGAAAGAGUGAUGAAUCUGGUUGAAAAGUUGAUAAGUGAAGUUGAAAAGAGACCGUUACUGUGGGACAGAUUCGAUAAUGAUUACAGUAAUCGAGCGGCGAUGGAUGCCGAGUGGGAAAAAAUAGCUGAAAUUCUUUCGAGGGACAAAAACUACGUUAAAAACAAAUGGCGGAAUUUACGAGACCAAUUCAUCAGAGAAAAUAAAAAGGUUAAAGUUCCCUUCGAUAACCCGACUAAACCGUACAUCUCUUACUACAGAGGCAAGUGGGCCUAUUUCGAGAAUAUGUUGUUCCUUAAAAGAGCCUCUGUUCCAACAAAGAAAGCCGCGGGCUACUCCUCAACAGACGAAGUUGAACUAUUCGAAGAAGAAAUCAAAGAAGAAGUACUAGAUUAUGAAGAUGACAUAUUCAUAGAUUCAGCUACAUAUAAUAGUGAAACUGAAAGCAAUAAAGUUGACGAAACUCUAACUGCAAGAGUAGACGAAUCAUUCAACGGUAAUAAUACAAAAUUUGAUAAAGAAGUGCCUCCGGAAGAAGAAACAGGUCGAAAAAGAAAAACCUUAGAAACAGCGGACACAGUAGUCAAAGCUAAAAGACAAUCAAUACCCAGUACACCAAAUGUUUCUUCUGAAGACCAAGGAGAAAUAGAUGAUGAUCUGCAUUUCGUUAAGAGUUUAGUGCCGUUCCUCAGAAAAUUGAGUCCAAUUAGAAAACUGUUAGUUAGAAACGAAAUACAGAGUCUUUUGAUAAGGGAAAGCCUUUGUGAAAAAUGUAAAGUAGGUAACCAUUCUACACAUAACUCAUAACAUAAAGGUCGAUGCAUAUUAUAAAACGACAGUCUCAACUUUCAUAUUGCAUGUCGAUAUAACGUAAAACGGAGCAACAAAAAAAUCAAAACUUUGCAACGGUUUGCGCCAUGCACUAAGCACUGUUAACAGAUGGAGUUAUGCGAUUGUGCGGUGUCUAGUCUAUCAAUGGGGUCGGCUCGGUCGGUAUCAAAGGCUCAGGUAAGGAUCCCACCGGUUUUUUGCUCAAUUUUGAAUUCUGUCUUGGGUGAUAGGAAUCGUAAUGAACUCAAGAUGUAGUAUAAUAAUUGUAACGUUGGUUUUUUGGUUACAUUAAAGGUUUUUUUACUAAUUAUGUUUUUAAAAUGGGUCAGGAGCGAAUCGGACUCACGCCGCUAAACUAAGGGCUCUGUACAAUUACUGUUCCUGUGAUACAGCUUGAUGACGGCCAGACAGAAAGCUUAAUCUUAAUAGUAAGAAUCCGUCUUCACCCUUUAGGUAUGGACCCUAAAAUAAUAAUUUACUAUGGACUAGUAUUAGGUACAGGUAGUCGAUAAACCACACUCCUAAACUUGUAACAGCCCUGUUUGAAGACUUCAGAACUAACACCAUAAAAAGGUAAUUUUUGUUCGCCAUAACGAACAAAUCGCCCUAUUCUGCUAGGAACUGUUUGUUAGAAGUCAGAUCAUAAAGUUACGUUAAUUAGAAGAACUGCGAACAGUACAAGUCGGGUAUAACGUUGUACUAUAAAAAUUUUACGUCCACUACGUUUUCUAUUAAAACUUGGCAUUUAUAGCUCAUUAAGUUAGGCAAAUGAGAUAAUCAAUCAGGAUUUAAAACAAUAGAUAUGAUAAAUUUAAGGGGUAAAUGGUUGAGUAGUAAAUCAGUCGUUAAAGAAUUGAUUAAAUUAUUUAUUGGUACUAAAAAGUGACGGUUUUAUUAACCAUGGAUGAUAUGGAGUUGCUGUUUUUUGUCACAUUACGAAGUAACUUUUAUUUUUGAGAUCUUUUUACUACGAUCGAGAAAAGUUGAGCCUCAAUUUCUCUGUAGAUCUCUAGAGUAAAGCAGACCUCUGCGUCCAGAAUGCAGAUGAGGAGAAUCACGAUGCUCAGGCAUGACUUGAGAAGCAGGACAAGGAUUUUCCCUCUUCCACCUCAUUCCUCUCAGGAGUAUUAAGCAAUUUAGAUUAGACCUGAUUCUAAUACUGCCAUUCGCGGGUCGUGUACAAUUUGGCUCAUAUAUUUUUACAAAAAACUUUACUAAAUGGCGAAGUAAUUCAGUGAUUACUUCGUACAUACAGAGAAAAGGGUCAACAAUGUACAAACUGUACAACUCAAAAGUGAAAUAAAAACAUCACUAACUCAA
Messenger RNA from Trichoplusia ni (cabbage looper), 2566 nucleotides. RefSeq names its product transcription factor Adf-1-like. The transcript is spliced from 2 exons. Gene Ontology annotation, biological process: regulation of transcription by RNA polymerase II. Lineage: Eukaryota; Metazoa; Arthropoda; Insecta; Lepidoptera; Noctuidae. Gene Ontology annotation, cellular component: nucleus; transcription regulator complex. Gene Ontology annotation, molecular function: DNA binding. The record is from RefSeq and is a predicted model, not a curated record. The coding region runs from base 299 to 1222 and encodes 307 amino acids.